Messenger RNA from Acanthisitta chloris (rifleman), 1573 nucleotides. It is a transcript of the gene SIK3, whose product is annotated as SIK family kinase 3. Lineage: Eukaryota; Metazoa; Chordata; Aves; Passeriformes; Acanthisittidae. The annotation marks the transcript as partial. The record is from RefSeq and is a predicted model, not a curated record. The transcript has 5 exons.
GAGCAGCUCUGAGCAGGGCAGACAGCCUGGUGUGCUGAGCCACUGCAGCACAGUCACUUGUCCUUUUCUUUGCCCUCUGAACACCAACAGGUAUCCCCCUGCCAACUACGACCAGGUGCACUUACACCCCCACCUGUUCCCGGAGCAGCCCCGUGUUUCCCCCAGCAACUACAGCCCAUCGGGAGGCGUCGGGUUCCCUCCAGCCCAGCAAGCUCUGAAGGUCCCACAGCUCGACCAGUAUCCCAGUUUCCCUCAGAACGCACAUCAGCAGCAGCAGCACUACACGGCAUCGGCACUACAGCAGGCACUGUUGUCCCCGACACCUCCCGACUACAGCCGACACCAGCAGGUACCACACAUCCUCCAGGGACUGCUCUCCCCCCGGCACUCGCUCACGGGGCACACGGACAUGAGGCUGCCCCAGGCAGAAUUUGCACAGCUCAUCAAACGGCGGCAGCAGCAGCAGCAGCAGCAGCAAGAUUUCCAAGAGUUGUUCAGGCAUAUGAGUCAAGGGGACGCCGGGAACAUGGGCAGCAGCGUGGGACAGAGCCUGUCGGAGCGCCAGUCCUUGUCUUUGCCUUAUCAGAGUGCUGACACCUACCACCCCCAGAACAGCCCUCAGCACCUCUUAAAAAUCAGGGCGCAAGAAUGUAUGCAGCAGGUCCCUGCGCCCGUGGCACUGCCGCAGGGGUACGGACACCAGCCAGCCCUGUUCCACUCAGAGAGCAUGGAGGAGGACUGCGCCUGCGAGGGAAACAGGGACAGCUUUCCUGACAGUAAGAGUUCAAACACUUUGACCAAAGGUUGCCACGAGACCUCUCUGCUCGUAAGCGCAGGAGGGCACGGGGACCCCGAAUCUUUGCUAGGAACUGCUAAUCCUGCACAGGAGCUGGGAACACACCAGUACAGACAUCAGCCCGUGCCCGGAUUCAGGAAUAAGGUGCCCAGCAGAGAGUCCAUCGUAGGGAACUGCAUGGACAGGAGCUCCCCCGGCCAAGCCAUGCAGGUGCCUGACCACAACGGCCUGGGCUACGCCGUGCGCCCCGGCUGCAGCGAGCACCCGCGGCCCAGGGCCCUGCAGAGACAUCACACCAUCCAGAACAGUGAUGAUGCCUACGUGCAGUUAGAUAACUUGCCUGGAAUGAGUUUAAUGGCAGGCAAAGCUCUCAGCUCUGCCCGGAUGUCGGACGCUGUCCUCAGCCAGUCGUCGCUCAUGGCCAGUCAGCAGCUGCGCGACAGGGAGAGCGAGGAAUGUGGGGAGAGUUUGGAAGGUCAAGAGCACCCCAACCUGGGUGAUGGCAGCCCACACCUCAACACCUCCUGUUACCCCUCCACGUGUAUCACGGACGUCCUGCUGAGCUACAAGCACCCGGAGGUGCCCUUUGGGAUGGAGCAGGCAGGGGUGUAACCAGGAGGGAGGUUUGUGUACAGCUUUGAAACGAAAAGGUCCAUUUUAAACCAACAGUAUCUAGCAGCAUUGCGCCAAAUUGCCGUAGUAUUUCUGACUAACUGGAAUACCAUGGCCCCUUUCCUCAUCCUCACCUCAUCCAGUGUGUCGUUCCUUUGGGUUCUU